AUGGUCAAGACCUCCGUCCUCAACGAUGCGCUCAACGCCAUCAACAACGCCGAGAAGGCCGGCAAGCGCCAGGUCCUGAUCAGGCCCAGCUCCAAGGUCAUCAUCAAGUUCCUGCACGUCAUGCAGAAGCACGGCUACAUUGGCGAGUUCGAGGAGGUCGAUGACCACCGCAACGGCAAGAUCGUUGUCCAGCUCAACGGCCGUCUCAACAAGACCGGUGUCAUCUCUCCCCGCUACAACGUCCAGCUCAAGGACCUCGAGAAGUGGGUCGUCAAGCUCCUCCCCUCGCGUCAGUUCGGCUGCAUCGUCCUCACCACCUCCGCUGGUAUCAUGGACCACGAGGAGGCCAGGAGGAAGCACGUCGCUGGCAAGAUCCUUGGUUUCUUCUACUAG
Lasiodiplodia theobromae is the source of this 393-nucleotide messenger RNA. Its product is annotated as 40s ribosomal protein s22. The transcript has 3 exons. Lineage: Eukaryota; Fungi; Ascomycota; Dothideomycetes; Botryosphaeriales; Botryosphaeriaceae. Gene Ontology annotation, cellular component: ribosome; cytosolic small ribosomal subunit. The record is from RefSeq and is a predicted model, not a curated record. Gene Ontology annotation, biological process: translation. Bases 1 to 393 code for a protein of 130 amino acids. Gene Ontology annotation, molecular function: structural constituent of ribosome.